This is a messenger RNA of Columba livia (rock pigeon), 1893 nucleotides long. It is a transcript of the gene RAD51AP1, whose product is annotated as RAD51 associated protein 1. Gene Ontology annotation, molecular function: single-stranded DNA binding; double-stranded DNA binding. Bases 16 to 1317 code for a protein of 433 amino acids. The transcript is spliced from 9 exons. Gene Ontology annotation, biological process: double-strand break repair via homologous recombination; interstrand cross-link repair. NCBI's taxonomy places the organism in Eukaryota, Metazoa, Chordata, Aves, Columbiformes, Columbidae. The record is from RefSeq and is a predicted model, not a curated record.
GCAAACGCAGCUCGGAUGGGGCAGCGCUCACAGGGACUGGAGCCCCGUCCCAGCCGCGAAGGGCAGGAGCGGUGUCCUCCUUCCUCUUCGCUCACCUGGUUGCCGGGCGAGCAGGUGAGGGGGCGGCGGGUACGGCCGCUACGGGAGGCGGCGACAGCGGCUGGUUCCCGCCUCCCCGUUAGAAUCUUCGUGUCCGGAGCCGCAGAUUCGGCAUCCACCCGCUUUGUGGCGAAUGUGCCGGCCCAGGGCCCAAAGGGGGUUGGGGGAGGGUGGGGGCGGGGCAGGAGUGUCGUCAGCGGCGCGUGUGCCCCGGCCCCACGGCCGUUGGGCGCCGCGCGCCGCCCCGAGCGGGAAUGGCGCGGCCGGAACAAGAAAAUUGUUGAUUAUUCUCAAUUUGGGGAUUUGGAAGAUGAUGAUGAAGACUUUGCUGUACCUUCAAGCAAAAAAUCCAGAACACAGGUCAAGGAACCAAAGAAGGAGAAAAAAGAGAAGCAAAAAAAGCCACACGAAUUAAUUCCAUUACAAAAGCAGACACCUAGUAAGAGGAUAUCUUUGGAUGACAAACUUUAUCAAAGAGAUUUGGAAGUUGCCUUAGCCUUAUCCGUCAAAGACAAAUCUGCAAAUAGCCUUGAGGUGCAAAAUUCAGAAGGACAAGGUGAGACUAUUGAAUCAGAAAAUGUACACAGGAGACCCACAUUUUCCAACUGCAGUGUAGACAGUGAACUUUUAGGUCUCAAUCAGGUUAUGGAUGAUGAUGUACCUAGAGGUGACUGUAGGCAAAGGACAGCAACAUCUAAAGUUCCAGUACAGCAGAAGAAGUUACGAACUGUUAACAGUGAUGAUGGAGAGAAUGCUACUGACUCUGAAUCAGAGUCUGUACCCAGUGAGGAGUCAGAAGAAGAUUCAGAUUACACUGAAGAUGAUGAUAUAGACUUUGCUAUGGAAAAGAAGAAGGCCAAAGGAAAUAAAAAGAAAACCAGACAAAAUACGUCAGCUGAAAGAGAGAAGAAAACUCCCAAAUCCAAGAUUAAUACUACAGUAUCACCUGUAGUUUUUUCUUCAUGGACAAUGGAACAAAAAUCUGAGCCCACACAAAAGAUGACGUCUAGUUCUUUAGAACCAGUUGGGAGGCCUUUGCAUACAUCGAGUCCUGUAACAGACAAGAAGCCUAAAUGGAUACCACCAGCUGCAUCAGGAAGCAGUAAUAAUAACUCUAUGAAAUAUGUUUCGGUUAAGUCACCUACUCGGUGUCUCAGACUCGGCCUCUCCAGACUAGCAAGAGUCAAACCAUUGCAUCCCAGCGCUACCAGCAGUUAAAUGGUCAGUGGCAAGGUGCCGCAUGAAGGAAAAGACUUUGGAAAUUAUUUUCCUUAUAAAGAGUGGGCAGCAAAAUCUACAUGGCAUCAUACAUUUUGUAGGACUGUUGUUUAUGUACAUGUCUAAUUCUAUAAUGAGUUUUUAUUCUGCAAAGUGCUAGGCAUCCCUAAGAGCUACUGAAUAAUAAUAUUAUUUAAUCAAGGUGGCAUCUGGGUCACCAGCUCUUUGAUGUGUUAUACUCAGAGAUGUGGGGUUUUGAUGAUGUUAAUUCUCUGAUACCUAAACUCUUGGCAUUAAAAUAGUCCAGACAGCACUAUGUCAAAUUAUAGAAUUUGAUACCUCAAAUAGAUUCUUAACACAAGUGAAAGUCACAGUUCAAAAUAUGUUUCUUGGAAGAGUGAAGUUAUCACUUUCCACCCCCUUCUUGGAAAGUUUGUCACCACUCUCUCAAUAUCUGUUAAUGUUUGCAUAUUUUAUAUGUGGAUUUUAAGGAAUUUUUAUGUAAUAUAGAUAUAAUUAUUUUUUAGAAUGUCGUAUUAAAGAAACCCCUAAAAUAAAAUACUUUCUACAAUCUAA